Aethalodelphis obliquidens (Pacific white-sided dolphin) is the source of this 2252-nucleotide messenger RNA. RefSeq names its product mucolipin TRP cation channel 3 (gene MCOLN3). Bases 45 to 1745 code for a protein of 566 amino acids. Gene Ontology annotation, cellular component: lysosomal membrane; plasma membrane. NCBI's taxonomy places the organism in Eukaryota, Metazoa, Chordata, Mammalia, Artiodactyla, Delphinidae. The transcript is spliced from 12 exons. Gene Ontology annotation, molecular function: NAADP-sensitive calcium-release channel activity. The record is from RefSeq and is a predicted model, not a curated record.
UUGUCUGGACUUCAUCAACUAUCCUGCAAUAGCAAAGAACAUAGAUGUUGCCUUCAUUUACAGUUUUUUUUUUUUUCCUCCUAGAGAUGGCAAAUCCUGAGGUUGUUAUAAGUAGCUGCAGCUCUCAUGAAGAAGAAAAUCGCUGCACUUUUAACCAGCAUACGUCUCCCCCUGAGGAGCUUCUAUUAGAAGACCAGAUGAGGCGAAAACUCAAAUUUUUUUUCAUGAAUCCUUGUGAGAAGUUCUGGGCUCGAGGUAGAAAACCGUGGAAACUUGCCAUACAAAUUCUAAAAAUGGCAAUGGUAACCAUCCAGCUGAUCUUUUUUGGGCUAAGUAACCAGAUGGUGGUAGCUUUCAAGGAAGAGAACACUAUUGCAUUCAAACACCUCUUCCUAAAAGGAUAUAUAGACCGAAUGGAUGACACAUAUGCAGUGUAUACACAAAGUGAUGUAUACGAUCAGAUCCUCUUCGCAGUGAACCAGUACUUGCAGCUACGCAACAUCUCAGUUGGGAAUCACGCUUAUGAGAACAAGGGCACGGAGCAGUCAGCCAUGGCCAUCUGUCAGCACUUCUACAAGCAAGGAAACAUCUGUCCUGGAAAUGAUACCUUUGACAUUGAUCCAGAAAUUGAAACUGAAUGUUUCUUUGUGGCACCAGAUGAACCUUUUCACGUUGGAACACUAGAAGAAAAACUCAAGUUACUGCUGGACUUUCACAGACUCAUAACAGUGGAUCUGCAGUUUAAAUUGAAGGCCAUUAAUCUGCAGACUAUUCGUCAUCACGAGCUCCCGGAUUGUUACGACUUUACUCUGACUAUAACAUUUGACAACAAAGCCCACAGUGGAAGAAUUAAGAUAAGUUUAGAUAAUGACAUUUCCAUCAGAGAAUGUAAAGACUGGCACGUAUCUGGAUCAAUUCAGAAGAACACUCAUUACAUGAUGAUCUUUGAUGCCUUCGUUAUUCUGAUAUGCCUGGCUUCGUUAAUCCUGUGUGUUCGAUCUGUGGUGAAAGGACUUCAGCUUCAGCAGGAAUUUGUCAAUUUUUUCCUCCUCCAUUAUAAGAAGGAAGUUUCUGUUUCUGAUCGAAUGGAAUUUGUCAAUGGAUGGUAUAUUAUGAUUAUUAUUAGUGACAUAUUAACCAUUACUGGAUCAAUUCUGAAAAUGGAAAUCCAAGCUAAGAGUCUGACAAGUUAUGAUGUCUGUAGCAUACUUCUUGGUACCUCUACCAUGCUCGUGUGGCUAGGAGUCAUCCGAUACCUUGGUUUCUUUCAGAAAUACAAUCUCCUCAUUCUCACCCUUCAGGCAGCGCUGCCCAACGUCAUCAGGUUCUGCUGCUGUGCAGCUAUGAUUUACUUAGGCUAUUGCUUCUGUGGAUGGAUUGUACUGGGGCCUUACCAUGAUAAGUUCCGUUCUCUGAACAUGGUCUCUGAGUGCCUUUUCUCGCUGAUAAACGGAGAUGAUAUGUUUGCCACAUUUGCAAACAUGCAGCAGAAGAGUUACUUGGUCUGGCUCUUUAGCAGGAUUUACCUCUACUCAUUCAUCAGCCUCUUUAUAUACAUGAUUUUAAGUCUUUUUAUUGCACUGAUCACUGAUACGUAUGAAACAAUUAAGCAUUACCAACAAGAUGGCUUCCCUGAGACUGAACUUCGUGUAUUUAUAUCAGAGUGCAAAGAUCUGCCCAAUUCUGGAAAGUACAGAUUAGAAGAAGAGCCUGCAGUCUCUAUAUUCUGCUGUUGUAAAAAGUAGCUAUUAGGCUAAUCUAUGCCCUGGAGGGAACUAUAAUGUGUAGCUGAGUUGGGAGACAAAAUGGAUAUUUUAAGAUCAGAUGUAGUAUGUUUGAAGACUAUUAUUUUGAGCAAAUUGAUGGCUGUAAUUCAUCAAGAACUGUGUUUAUAUUUUAAAGCAAUAUUUAAUGUCUUUGCAGCUUUAGGCUGGGCUUAUUUUUUUUUGUAAACCUAACUUUGAUGAGGGAAACUGUUGGAUUCUUGUCCUGUUUAUUUUUGCCAUAGCUUUAGAAUGUGUUUUCCAUACCCUUCUCUACUCUUGCUUCCAGUUAUUCUGACUGUGUCAUCAGUGGAAACCAUGCCUGAACUGACCUCAGACAACUCACCAACCCUGGCCUGGACCAUUCUCAGGGGCUGUCCUUGAGAGAGAGGAUGAUUGCUGUAUAUCCAGUAAUCAUUGCAUUUUAAAAUCUCUUAAAGGAAAGAAUAAGAAAGAAAAAAACAUCACCAGCUAACAGUCUUGUAUUUG